Molecule: messenger RNA, 1362 nt
Organism: Coffea eugenioides
Lineage: Eukaryota; Viridiplantae; Streptophyta; Magnoliopsida; Gentianales; Rubiaceae
Exons: 2
Coding region: 1-1362 (453 amino acids)
Source: RefSeq, a predicted model, not a curated record
AUGGAAAUGAGCGCACAACGACGUGUAAUUGGUCAGCUAGUCACUGGUAGCAGUGGCGGUGUCCAGCCGGAGCCCUUACCUGCCAAUUCAACUGAACCAAUAUUUUUACCUUAUAUUCAAACCUCCUUUACUCCCCAUUUUGCAAAUCCGUCUGAAGAAAUUUUCACUUAUUCCACUCAUGGCUUACCACAUACCCAUGCACCUGCUACCCAAGCCAAUCCUCCUCACCCCCAAAUUUCCCAAAAUUAUCCAUCUGUAAAUCUGAACAUGCCACUUGAACCUCAAGGGCCAUAUUACAAUUUCACUGCUGAACCAUUCACGCUAAAUACCGCUGCCCAAGGGAAAGUUGAAACUGGGGGAUCCUCCACACCAAUUGACAAGAAUUUGCUAAAAAAGUUGGAUCGGUUUGAUGAAUUCAUGAGGAAGAGUCAGGGUUUGAGCAAACAAGGGGGCUUGAGUUAUAACGAGUUAUGCCUGUUUCCUGACAUGCAACUACCUAUGGAUUUUAAAGCACCCAAGUUUAGCAAGUAUGACGGAACGGGCAACCCCAAGACGCAUCUCCGAAUAUUUGCCAACAAGUUGGGCAAGCCAAUAGAUGACGAGAAUCUGCUAGUUCGUGUGUUUCCUGAAAGUUUAGAAGGCGAUGCACUGGACUGGUAUUUCAAUUUGAAGCCCGAGGAUAUGAGGACAUGGCUGGACUUAUCAACUGCUUUUGUAAGACAAUACGAAUACAAUUGCAAGUUGGCUCUAACAAUGACCACUCUGGAAGGAACUAAAAUAAAACCAUUUCAGGAUCACAAGACGUAUGCAAAAAGAUGGAGAAAAUUGGCUGCCAAGGUGGAACCCCUCAUGACUGAAGAUGAAAUUGUGCGUACAUUUAUUAAAGCUCAUGACCCGCCCUAUUUUGAGGAGAUUUUUCGCAUGACUGGAUGUUCUUUCGCAGAAAAUGUUAAUAAAUUGGAAGAGUAUGAUGAGUUUGUAAGAGCAAGAAAGAUUGUUAAUGUGUCAGCUCUGAAGUCACAAUUGGAAGCGAUGCAAAAUCAAGACGGCAGUAGUAAGAAAUCCCAGUUCGAAAAGAAAGAGGAGGAAACUUCAUUUGUCUGGAACCAAGGCCUUUCUUUCCGACUAAGGCCUAUUGACCAACUGUACGAACAGCUUAAGGCUGCCGCUAAAAUUGAUGACAUACCUCCUCCAAACUACCCUCGUCGGGGUUUCUCUGCUGGAUACGACCCUCAAGUCGCUUGUGUCUACCAUUCUGGAGCGCCUGGUCACUCAACCGGUAACUGUUGGGUACUAAAGCAUAAGAUCCAGGAUAUGAUCGAAGCAGGAAAUAUAGUGCUGAGAAAAAAGGAAGAAAAAUGA